Vanderwaltozyma polyspora DSM 70294 is the source of this 870-nucleotide messenger RNA. RefSeq lists its product as uncharacterized. NCBI's taxonomy places the organism in Eukaryota, Fungi, Ascomycota, Saccharomycetes, Saccharomycetales, Saccharomycetaceae. The record is from RefSeq and is a predicted model, not a curated record. The coding region runs from base 1 to 870 and encodes 289 amino acids. The transcript is spliced from 2 exons.
AUGUCAAAUAAUAAUUCAUCAUUACAAAAUCAAGGUAAGAAGAGUAAAUUAUCAGUAUGGGUAAGGAAAAUUAUGCAGCCUGCAAAGGAUAAUAACAAUGUUCCAUUGCAGUCAAGAACUACAACUGUAUUGAAAUCAUCAUCACCUACUGAAAAGGUAAAUUAUCAAAGAUCUAGUAAGAAAGAUACAAAUUAUAGACAUUCUAUUGAUAUAAUGGAUUCAAUUUCUAAUGACCCCGAUUCAAAGACUAUUAGUUCUUCAUUAAGACCAAUGUUCACUUCGAAUUCAAAUAGUGCAAGUACCAUAGAAAAGAAUACAACCAGAACUACUACAGAUACAAUUACAAAUGCACCUAAAAUUACAGAUACAAGUGUAAAUGCAAAUGAAACUGCAAACACAAAUAUAACUACAACUGCAGAUGAAAAUACAUCUAUAAAUCCACCAGCUAAAUUGUCAUGGGAUGAAAAACCUAAAAAGGUCAAAAUAGACUUGGAUUACAAUGGGUCUAGUACAGACAAUGCAAGUAUGCAACCUCUAGUAUCAGUUUGUUCUUCAUCUGUGAAUUCGUCCACAUUCUCUGACGUUAAUUCAAUACAAUCAACAAGAGCCACUGUUUUUUCUUCUAGAACGUUAGAAACCAAUUCAAGUACAAUGGCUAUACCACCAGCAAGUAUAUUAGAUAGAACGAGAAGGUCAUCACUGGCAACUCCAGGUAAUGCUAAUACUGGAAGCAUAUCUGGAACUUCAAAUGCUUCAAAUCAUCAUUCUGGUCCACAACCUGUUUCAAGACCAGGUAGUAUAAGACAUAAUCAUUUGCAAAGAAACAAUAGUGGUAGAACUGUGAAUUCCAUCAUUACUUUAAAAUCAUAA